AGCUCCCGGAGCCCAGUGCGCGGCCCGCACUCCGCGCCGUCGGCCCCGGCCCCGGGAUGCAGAACGUGAUUAACACGGUGAAAGGGAAGGCGCUGGAAGUGGCCGAGUACCUGACCCCCGUGCUUAAGGAAUCAAAAUUUAAGGAAACAGGUGUGAUCACCCCAGAAGAGUUUGUUGCAGCUGGAGACCAUUUAGUCCAUCACUGUCCAACAUGGCAAUGGGCUUCAGGGGAAGAAUUGAAAGUCAAGGCAUAUCUACCAACUGGCAAGCAAUUUUUGGUAACUAAAAAUGUGCCUUGCUAUAAGCGGUGCAAACAAAUGGAAUAUUCGGAUGAAUUGGAAGCUAUAAUUGAAGAAGAUGAUGGUGAUGGGGGAUGGGUGGAUACAUAUCACAACUCAGGUAUUACAGGAGUGACAGAAGUAGUUAAGGAGAUUACCCUGGAAAGCAAGGAUAGUAUAAAACAAGACUGCUCAGCUUUAUGUGAUGAGGAAGAAGAGGAAGAUGAGGGAGAAGCAGCAGAUAUGGAAGAAUAUGAAGAGAGUGGACUCUUGGAGACAGAUGAGGCUACUCUGGACACAAGAAAAAUAGUAGAAGCUAACAAAGCUAAAAAUGAUGCUGGAAGUGAAGAUGCUAUUUUACAAACCAGAACUUAUGAUCUUUAUAUCACAUAUGACAAAUAUUACCAGACUCCAAGACUCUGGUUAUUUGGUUAUGAUGAGCAACGGCAACCUUUAACAGUAGAACAUAUGUAUGAAGACAUCAGUCAAGAUCAUGUGAAGAAAACAGUGACCAUCGAAAAUCACCCUCAUCUUCCACCACCUCCCAUGUGUUCAGUUCACCCAUGCAGACAUGCUGAGGUGAUGAAAAAAAUCAUUGAGACAGUUGCAGAAGGUGGAGGAGAACUUGGUGUUCAUAUGUAUCUUCUCAUUUUCCUGAAAUUUGUACAAGCGGUCAUUCCAACAAUAGAAUAUGACUACACAAGACACUUCACAAUGUAAUGAAGAGAUAAUAAAUUCUAUGCUAAUUAUUGAUUAUAAUUUUAAAAGAUUUAACCCAUAUAGAUGUGACCAUACUUACCAAUGAAUACAGUUUCUGUAAUAAAGGGACUUAUGUUUAUUCAUUAAACAAACAAACAAAAAAAAAAAGACGUUCCAUUACCAGCC
Molecule: messenger RNA, 1163 nt
Organism: Vombatus ursinus (common wombat)
Lineage: Eukaryota; Metazoa; Chordata; Mammalia; Diprotodontia; Vombatidae
Gene: ATG3
Product: autophagy related 3
Exons: 12
Coding region: 57-998 (313 amino acids)
Biological process (GO): autophagosome assembly; autophagy of mitochondrion; nucleophagy
Cellular component (GO): cytosol; cytoplasmic ubiquitin ligase complex
Molecular function (GO): Atg8-family ligase activity
Source: RefSeq, a predicted model, not a curated record